GAGUGCUGUGCGCUUGUGGACGGACAGGUCUCACUAUAAAACAUGAAAUAGGUUCAGGUGCGUUGCUUUCAAGUGAACCAUUCCGUCAAUUUAUUCCGCUACUAAUCAAUCAAUCUCACUAACAAAUAGAACAAAUAUAAUAUCUGUGGAAGGAGAAAAACAACGCACUUCAGGUUCAUAGGAGAACAUUUUAAAACAAUUGGUUAAAGCUAGACGUGCAAACUAAUAACUGGCGGCCUUAUUAUAUUUCUUAAACCGCACUUAUUAGAAAUAUUGAACAUUGGGGAACUUCACACAAAACAAUUUCUUGGGAGAGUUCAACGCUCUUGACUCGAACCGAUGACCGAGGCUACUUCUUUAAAGGGGCUUUGGAAGUGAAGCUCCAAUCAAACUUGGCACUUCAGGACUGUUGCAGAAGAGAGCUUUAAGCUUUCAGAAAGAAUUUCCUUUUGAAGAAAAGGGCGAUUUGACCAAGAGCACCAAGGAUAUAGAUGUUCAUCUUUUGGCAGUCCUUCCUAAAGUUUCAGAAUUGAGGAAGAGGUUUGAGAACAGCUCAGGCGAUUUGGAAAUGAACAGGAAGGAGAGGAUCGCCCGCCGCCUGGAGGGCAUCGAGGGCGAUGUGCAGCCCGCCCUGCUGCCCACCUGCGCUGGCCUGGUCACCAACCGGCUGCUGGAGGAGGACACUCCGCGAUACACGCGCGCGUCUGACCCCUGCGACCCCUGCGCGGUCCCAGGCCGUCAGUACGGCAGGGAGGACGCGGAGAGCCCGGAGAUCCAGGCGGCUUCCACGGAGCGGCAGUCCCGCGCGCGGUGCCGCACCGAGCCGCAGGCCUUCCACGGCGACCCCGCGUACGGCGCCGACGCGGCGGGCCUGGAGUCCAAGGCGGAGCGGAUCGCCCGCUACAAGGCGGAGCGCCGCCGGCAGCUAGCCGAGCGCUACGGCAUCUCCCUGGACCAGGAAGGGGACUGCGCGUAUCGCCACGCCCGAGCGCACCGGGAGCCGGACCCGUCGGAGAGGCACCGGGGGCAGGAGGAGGAGGAGGACCGGCGGGGGGAGGACCUCGCCCGGGAGACGCGGGACGGCUUCUCCGAGCGCGAGAGGCUGCUGAACCUGGAGAACUUCAGGCGGGCCCAGGACCGGGGCCUCAGAGCCAGCCCCCCCGACCAGCCGUCCUACAUGGACGUCUCCGCCUACGCCAGAACGCCGGCCAAGGACUUCGCCGUCGCCGGGGUGCCGCACUACUCCCCCGAGGCGGGGCGCCGGUCCUCCCUGCCCUCCCCGAAACACGCCGCUUCUGCCGGGGACCUGUUCAUUGAGCAGCAGGCCCACAGCGUCCUGCACAGACAGGGCCCUGACUGGUUCCUCCGGACAGACUCUGAAGGCGACACACACUCCCUUAUCAACUGGCCCUCCAGAAUCAAAGUUAGAGAGAGGCUGGCUAAAGAGGAGGGCGUGCGGAGGAGUCCUGAUCUGGUGUCGGACUCGUCGGCGCCCAGAAGGCACGCGUACGCCCCUCGAGCUGACCCUCCCGCCCACGGGCGCCCACGGCUCGCCACCCCACCGCACGACGACCCGUCGGAGACGGCGGGGGGCCCGGGGGGCCCGGGGGACGAGGACUGCCAGAGCUACCUCUCCAUGCCGACCGUCUCCGAGGCGAGGAGGGGGGGCGGCGGUGCGCGGUGGGAGGAGCCGGAGCCGGAGGGGCGGGGCGGGGCGGACGACGCCCCCCCGGCGGGCAGGACGGAGGGCCUGCUGAGGAGCAGGAAGGCGGUGCUCCCGUCCGAAAUCCGGCGCCGGGAGAAGAGCCAGGACGGGCGAGUCUGGACCCCGCCCGAGGACGAGCCCCCCGCGGGCAGCGGGACGCGGCAGGGCCGGGCGAGGGAGGCCCCGCAGCGGAGAGACGCCGUCCCGCAUCACCAGAGGAGCGGAGAGGUGGCCGCCGCCAGGCUGAAGCUGCUGGCCCGCUCCGCGUCCGACUGCGGGGCGCCUCAGCCGGCCACUCCCCUCAAAAUCGCUGAACCAGGGCCGGACGCCGCCGCCGCCGCCGAGUUCCACGCCUGCGAGGGAGGCGUGGCCAACGGCGAGCUCGGCCCUCUGGACACCAAGGUCUCCGUGGCCCGGCUCCGCCACUCCUACCUGGAGAGCGCCAGCGCCACCCAGAGGCCAGAACUGGAGGCUAUAGUAGAUCCGGCCGCAUCAGGUUUCGAUGCAUCCGAGAAGCCCCAGUGGGACAGGGGCGCUCGGAGGCCGAGGCGCUAUAUCUCUCCCGGGGAAGGUAGAAAGACCUCGGACAGGUUUAGGACGCAGCCCGUCACCUCCGCAGAGCGCCGGGAGUCCGAUAGGUCCUGCUUGAGUCCUGUGCUCCCGACCGAAGCGGAUGAAGAGAAGCUGGAUGAGAGAGCCAAGCUCAGUGUGGCAGCCAAGAGGUCCCUCUUCAGGGAGCUGGAGAAGACCACCUCUGUGGGAGCCCCUAAACCUCGCUCCCGUAACGCGGCUGUGGAGAGGCGGCUCAGGCGCACCCAGGACCGCUCCCGCACCCAGCCCGUCACCACCGAGGAGGUGGUCAUCGCCGCCACAGCCCCCUCCUCGUCCUCGCGCGCGGGGGCGGCCCUCACGGCGGCGUCGCGCCUCCCUAGCCCCGCUGUAGUCAGCAGCGCCCUGUCGCCGCUCAGUCUGCAGGCCACUUCCCAGCAUGCAUCAGUAGCUCGGGAGAAGGCCCGCGAGGCCCGGGAAGCCCAGGAGGCCCGGGAGGCGCAGCAGGGGCGGAGUUCCCUCGUCCCGUCCGAGGAGGGCCAGGAGGAGCCUGACCUCUGCACCCUCAGCUUGGCCGAAAAGAUGGCGCUCUUCAACCGCCUGGCGCAGCCCCCCACCAAGGUGACCCGGACCCGGGCGGACACCCGGCAGCGCAGGAACAACGCCCGCUACCAGACCCAGCCCAUCACCCUGGGAGAGGUGGAGCAGGAACCGAAACCCACAGGUCUCUCUGAGCUGACAAACGGCACUGUAGAGCAUCUGACGAGAGGUUAUUACCUUGAGCAACUGCAGCACGGAGGAGGACACAAGUUUGGGCUCCUCUCCGCGGCAGCGGCGACGCCCAGCUCCUCUGCGGUGACCACGGUCUCCACGGCCCACGCCGGAGACAUACACCUGGGCCGGUCUACGGUCCUGAUGGACGCCACCCCGCAGUCCAGCCCCCUUUACUACGAGAGGGCCACGCCCAAGCACCACAGCUCCACCCCCAGCCCGGACGGGGGCGCGAAGGGCUCCCCGCUUCCCCCAGAGCAGCUCCAGUACGCCGCCCAUCAGCAGGCGGAGCCUCGAGCCUUUCACAGAUAUGCGGGGGCGGGGCCUGGGGAGUGGCCCGGGGAAGCGGCGAUCGACGGCGGCGGUGGCGGCGGCAGCAGCAAGCGGAAGCUGCCCUCCCCGGAGGGGGACGUCCAGCAGCCGUCGCUGCCCCAGCCCGGCCGCGAAGCGGACGAGGACCCCCGCGUCCCGAGGCGCGGCAGCCCCCCGGCUGGGGGCCGGGGCCGGGGCGAGAGCGCGCGCGCCCUGCAGAAGGCCGAGAGCGCCGUUUUCGAGGAGAGGGCGGAGCGCUGCGGCCCCCUGAGGGAGACACGGUCCUCGCACGAGCUCUACGAGGCCGAGGGCGUGCCGAGGAACAGGCCCGCCUCCUCAGAGCUGCCAGAGGCCAGUGUCUCGGCGAGCGAGGCGGCGGUGAGGAGCGUCCCUCUCUCUCAGGCUCCCCGUGCGCUCUCUCCUCUCCGGCUGAGCGGGGACGACGACCUCGUCCUCCUCGACCAGCACAGCCCCCCAGAGCCCGACGACCCGGACGACACCAUGUCCGCGCGCCAGAUGUCCAUCAAAGAGAGGCUGGCUCUGCUGAGGAAGAGCGGCGAGGAAGACUGGAGGAACCGCAUCAAUAAGAAGCCGGAGGUGGCGAAGGAGGGGGUGGCCGAACUCCGCGCACAGCUGUGGGACGUGGAGCAGAGCUUCAAGAAGAAGGAGGAAACGAUGAUAAUUGACGAUCAUCAGUGGGAGCCCGUUUAUGCUUCAACCUACUCCCCUCCUCCAGUGUCUGCUGGGAAUAUAUGUCAAUAUAUUGAUCCUUAUAACCAGGCCAGUUCCCUCAGUGCUAGCGAGUGCUGCCCCCUGCAGGUGGAUGAGCGUCACCCGUGGAGACUGAAGAGGAUAGGAGAGGACCUCGAAGCUCAGAUGACCAUCGAGGAGAGGAAGAAGCUGAUCUCCGCCCGGGAGGACGCCUGGAAGAGCCGGGGCAGGGGGGCGGCCAACGACUCCACCCAGUUCACGGUGGCCGCCCGAAUGGUGAAGAAAGGUCUCGCGGCUCCUUCUGCUAUCUGCCCCGUGCUCUCCCCUGUGUCCUCCAAAACCAAGACCAGCACGCCAGCAGUCUCCAAGCCUCAAGAAGAAAUUGAAGCCAGGCCAGAUAUGAAUCUGGAGUCUGACAGGAAGCUCGAUAAGCUGGAGUCCUUCUUGGGAAAGAUUAAUAGUAAAGUGUCUGGUGUGCAGGACGCCACUGUGACGGUGACGGAAAAGACCGUCAAGGAGGUGAUGAAGCUGGACGACGAGAUCUUCUCCAAAUUCUACAGCCAGGUGGACGACUUGCCGCACCUUUCCAGCAAGAUCGAGAUCGAUGACGACUUUGAUGCCAUCUUCGGUUCCCAGACGCCCAAGCUGCCCUCGGCCGGGGUGCAGCACAAGCUGGCGGUGCGGCCGGCCCGGAACGUUCAGUGCUCCAGGAACCCCCUGAAGAUGCUGGCGGCCCGGGAGGAUAUCCGCCACGAGUACACGGAGCAGCGGCUGAACGUGGGCCUGCUGGAGUCCAAGAGGAUGAAGGCAGAGAAGAUGAGUAAGAACUCUGGCUACUCCCAGGUGGCCCUGGCUGGCCUGGCCAGUAAGGAGAACUUCAGCAGUGUCAGCCUGCGCAGCGUCAACGUCUCAGAGCAGACGUCCAACAACAGCGCGGUGCCCUACAAGAAGCUGAUGCUCAUGCAGGUCAAAGGCCGACGCCAUGUCCAGACCAGGCUAGUGGAGCCCCGAGCCUCGUCCCUGAACAGCGGAGACUGCUUCCUCCUGGUCACGCCCCACUACUGCUUCAUCUGGGUUGGAGAGUUUGCCAACGUCAUAGAGAAAGCUAAAGCCUCUGAGCUGGCCACCUUCAUUCAGACCAAGCGGGACCUGGGCUGCAGAGCCAACUACGUGCAGAUCAUUGAGGAAGGGAUCAACACACACAGUCACGCAGCCAAAGACUUCUGGAAGAUUCUCGGCGGGCAGACCAGCUACCAGUCCGCCGGAACGCCCGACGAGGACGAGCUGUACGAGAGCGCCAUCGUGGAGACCAACUGCAUCUACCGGCUCGUGGAGGACAAGCUCGUCCCUGACGACGACUUUUGGGGGAAGGUCCCCCGUUGCACCCUUCUCAACUCCGGAGAGGUGCUGGUGUUUGACUUUGGCAGCGAGGUGUAUGUGUGGCACGGGAAAGAGGUGACGUUGGCCCAGAGGAAGGUGGCCUUCCAGCUGGCCAAGCACCUGUGGAACGGCACCUUCGACUACACCAACUGUGACAUCAACCCGCUGGACCCGGGAGAGUGCAAUUCUCUCAUACCCAGGAAAGGUCACGGUCGUCCGGACUGGGCGGUGUUCGGCCGGCUGACAGAGCACAACGAGACCACCCUGUUCAAAGAGAAGUUUUUGGACUGGACGGAGGCGAAGAAGUCUCCUCCGAAGAACGGCACCGAGCACGUGUCCGAGCUCAGGGAGCAGAUGCAGGGUAAUGAGAACCGCCCGUACGACGCCACGCUGAUGAUCCCCCUGCUGCAGAAGGCGGUGAACACCGUGCUGGACGGCGUGGACGUGGGGCGGGGCUACGGGCUGGUGGAGGGCGACGAGUGCCGGCGCUUUGAGAUCAGCACGCUCUCGGUGGACGUCUGGCACAUCCUGGAGUUCGACUACAGCCGCCUGCCCCGGCAGAGCAUCGGCCAGUUCCACGAGGGCGACACGUACGUGGUGAAGUGGAAGCACAUGGUGAGCACCGCAGUGGGGAAGAGGCAGAACCCGGAGCAGCUGCGGAGUACGGGUGCAGGGAAGGAGAAGUGUGCCUAUUUCUUCUGGCAGGGCCGUAACUCCACAGUGAGCGAGAAGGGCACAUCAGCACUGAUGACUGUGGAGCUGGAUGAGGAGAGAGGGGCUCAGGUCCAGGUGCAGCAGGGAAAGGAACCCCCAUGCUUCCUGCAGUGCUUUAAUGGAGGCAUGAUUGUGCACUCAGGAAAGAGAGAGGAGGAAGAAGAGAACGCUCAAAACGACUGGCGGCUGUACUGCGUGCGAGGGGAGGUCCCGGUGGAGGGCCACCUGCUGGAGGUGCCGUGUCACUGCAGCAGCCUGCGCUCCCGGGCGUCCAUGAUCGCCCUCAACGUGAACAAGGCCAUCAUUUACCUGUGGCAGGGCUGCAAGUCGCAGGCACACACUCGCAGCGUGGGCCGAACCGCAGCCAACAAGAUCAAAGAGCAGUGUCCCCUGGAGACAGGGUUACACAGCAGCAGCCGGGUCACCAUUCACGAGUGUGAUGAAGGAGCAGAGCCUGCGGGCUUCUGGGAAGCUCUGGGCAGGAGGGACCGGAAGGCCUACGACUGCAUGCUACAGGACCCAGGGAAAUUCAACUUCACACCACGGCUCUUUCAGUUGAGCAGCUCCUCGGGGGAGUUUGUUGCCACAGAGUUCUUCUACCCCUCCAGAGUGCCUGAGCUAGUCACCUCAUUGCCCUUCCUCCAGGAGGACCUGUACACCGCAUCCCAGCCAGCGCUGUUCCUGGUGGACAACCACCAUGAGGUCUACCUGUGGCAGGGCUGGUGGCCCCAGGACAGUGAGAGCACGGGCUCCGCCCGCAUUCGCUGGGAUGGAGACAGGAAGUGCGCCAUGGAGACAGUGCUACAGUACUGCCAAGAGAAAAAUGAGAAGAAGCCGCCAAAGUCGUACCUGAUCCACGCGGGCCUGGAGCCGCUCACCUUCACCAACAUGUUCCCCAACUGGGAACACCGCGAGGACAUAGCAGAGAUCACAGAGAAGGAAGCGGAGGUGUGCAACCAGAUCAUCCUGGUGGAGGACGUGCUGGCCCGGCUGUGCAAGGCCACGUACCCGCUACCCGACCUGCUGGCCCGGCCGCUGCCUGAGGGCGUCGAUCCCCUUCGCCUGGAGAUCUACCUGUCUGAUGAGGACUUUGAGGGUGUAGGGGCUUCUGGGAAGAAGGCGCUGGAGAUGACGAGGGACGAGUAUGAGGCCCUCCCCGGGUGGAAGCAGGUGAACGUGAAGAAGGCCAAAGGACUGUUUUAGAGGAGGGAGCUCUGACCCGACGGCAGCAGCCGGUGUGCCGUGGGCCUGGACCUGCCACUGAGAUCACUUUAAACCCCCAAAUCCGCACAUGCACACACACACCCUCACACGCACAUGCACACACACACACACACUCACACACACACACACACACACGCGCACACGCAUUCUUGCAAACGCACAUACACACACGUGCACACUCAUUCUUGCACACGUGCACACACACACAUACACACAAACACACUCAUUCUUGCACACACACACACACACACACACCCAUUCGCCCGACCCCCCCACCGAAGAUUGGACUCUCCCAAAUGGUUCCCAGGAGCGAGAGAGGAAGGGGGGGAAAGUAUUUUGAGGAUGUGGAGGUUUGCCAGCCUCUUGUAGCAUUUUUCCUUCUCUCUCCGUUUCUUUUUUGUAUUGCGUUCUUGUCGUUUGGUAACCGUUUGGGAGAGCCGUGAGUAUUUCUGGAGUGGGAGGAGCCUGCGAUUGGUGCACUCCUUAACAUGCACUUAUUAGUUCAGUACCAAGCCCCACACAGCCCUCCCUCACACAACCCUCCCCCACACAGCCCCCCCCCCCCCCACACAGCCCUCCCCUUGACUGACCUCCAGCCGCGUACUUGUAUGCUCGCUUCUAUAGCACGCUCUUUCUGAGGUUAUUUUGUGUGUGUUCGUGUGUCAUAAAUAAUUUUUAUUUAAAUAAACGCCCUAUUGGAAAAUGUAGUAUUCUGUGGAGGUUAAAAAAAAACAGAAAGAACAGCAAAAAAGAAACUGUUCACUUUGACGGGGGUUGUGUCAAAUGUUGAUUAGUGGGCAAAAAAAUAGCUCUGUUGUCGAAUGAAGCUCUCCAUGCCACUUACAGUAAGAACUGUGUCAUGCAUUCUGAAUUUCCUGUGGUAACCAUCAUCUCCUGCUAUCUUCUGGGUGUUGAUGUCAAAGCACAUGUAAAUGGCAUGGAUUUUCUGAACAAUUAUUUCUCUGCAAAUUCAAAAGAAACAUGUAUAGUGCCUUGCUUUUGUGUACAGUUUAUAUACAGAAUGAUGAUAGUCUGCAUUUUGAAGACUUUUUUUGUGAUAAAUAUUGAAAAUAAACACUGAACGUUGUAAAUCUCGA
Messenger RNA from Anguilla rostrata (American eel), 8463 nucleotides. RefSeq names its product supervillin a (gene svila). The record is from RefSeq and is a predicted model, not a curated record. Bases 569 to 7345 code for a protein of 2258 amino acids. The transcript is spliced from 43 exons. NCBI's taxonomy places the organism in Eukaryota, Metazoa, Chordata, Actinopteri, Anguilliformes, Anguillidae. Gene Ontology annotation, cellular component: actin cytoskeleton; cytoplasm. Gene Ontology annotation, molecular function: phosphatidylinositol-4,5-bisphosphate binding; actin filament binding. Gene Ontology annotation, biological process: actin polymerization or depolymerization; actin filament severing; cytoskeleton organization.